GUAGUUUUUUUCUCAAUAAAUUUUGGUCCUUCCAAAGUUCUCCAUUCUACUCUAUUCCUACAUAUAUAUUGCCUGUUUCAUCUCUCUCAAAACAAAACAAAAAAAAUCAGAUUUUUUGAGUGCCACAAUUUAGAUCUUCAAUCAAUAUAAUUAUAUAAAUACUGUAGCUGGCCUCUUCAAAAUUGAUUUGCAAUUGACAUAAAAAUCUCAUACUCUUAUUGGACUUUAUUGCAUUGUCUGCAUUUAAGCAACACAACUAUUAGAAAGGACUAUUAAAUUAGGAUGGGAACAAGUGAUCAACAAAUUCAUCCUGCAGACGAAGCUUCUCCAGAAGGACUUCCAUCACUUAUCAGAUUCAUCAGUUCUGAAAUGGACCAUGAUUUUGAUGCCAUAGUGAAUGACCAUAUUAAUAAUCAGUCUGCGCUUGCACCAGAUUCUAACUCUUCAAACUCAGCAAUUAUGAUAUCUGAAGCUGCUGAUCGAGAGAGCGAAAGAGUUCAUGCAGUUUCCAUUAGCAUGCCACCCACUCCGAAAAAAGUUGGUUUCGCUGAGAACCACGAGACUAUAGAUGCUCCUGAUUCUGCUGCUGCUACAUCAAAAGAUAGGAAAACAAAGUUUUAUUCUCAGCCUAUGCCAAGAGCUAAUACUACUACUGCAUCUUCAGCUGGAGCUCAUGCAAGCUGCGAACUUCCUAGGCAUCCUAGGAUUACCAAGCUGAAGGAUAAAAGAUUUGACAGCUUCAAAACAUGGUCUGGUGGGCUUGAGAGACAAUUAUCAAAUUUGCGCGGAAUUAGGAACCAGGAAACAGAACAAGAGUCUGUAGCUCAACCCUGUGCUGAACCGGAGCCUAAUACUCCUGUUAAUAUUCCUGUGGAUCGAUUUUUUGAUGCCUUGGAGGGACCAGAACUUGAUAAGCUAAGGGCUUCUGAGGAAAGUAUCCUUCCAGAGGACAAGACAUGGCCAUUUCUACUCCGUUAUCCUAUUUCAUCGUUUGGUAUCAUUCUUGGCGUUAGCAGCCAAGCUAUAAUGUGGAAAGCCUUGGCCACUUCUGCCUCCACCAAAUUCCUUCACAUAAGCAUGGAUGUAAACCUUGUGCUUUGGUGGAUCUCUGUUGUCCUGAUGGUGAUUGUUACUUUUGCUUAUGCGCUGAAAAUCAUUUUCUACUUUGAAGCAGUUCGUAGGGAGUACUACCACCCGAUACGUGUUAACUUCUUCUUUGCUCCAUGGAUAGCACUUCUAUUCUUAGCACUUGGACUUCCACCUUCAGUCUAUCAAAACCUUCCUCAUGCUUUAUGGUAUGUCCUUAUGACUCCAUUCUUAUGUUUGGAGCUCAAGAUUUACGGACAAUGGAUGUCUGGUGGUCAACGAAGGCUCUCAAAGGUAGCCAAUCCAUCGAAUCAUCUCUCAGUUGUGGGAAAUUUUGUUGGUUCCUUGCUUGGUGCAUCCAUGGGAUUAAAAGAAGGGCCAAUUUUCUUCUUUGCUGUUGGAUUGGCUCAUUACACCGUUCUGUUUGUAACUCUCUACCAAAGACUUCCAACAAAUGAGACACUUCCAAAGGAGCUACAUCCUGUGUUCUUUCUAUUUGUUGCUGCCCCUAGUGUUGCUUCUAUGGCAUGGGCAAAUAUCCAAGGGUCCUUUGAUUUUGGUGCACGGAUUGCGUACUUCAUUGCCUUGUUCCUUUACUUCUCACUGGCUGUUCGGAUUAAUUUCUUCCGAGGCUUCAGGUUCUCAUUGGCUUGGUGGGCUUACACUUUUCCAAUGACCGGAGCUGCUAUUGCCACGAUCAAAUACUCAAUCAUGGUUAACACGGUUGUGACAAAGUGCCUGGUUGUCAUACUUUGUACCCUUUCUACAUUCACAGUGACGGGACUGCUUGUGACAACCAUCAUUCAUGCCUUUGUUCAAAGAGACCUCUUUCCAAAUGACAUUUCUAUUGCAAUUAGUGAAAGAAAGCCUAAAACACAUAGACGAUGGUAUCAUCAUAGACGAGCUGGCAGCACAGAUAUUGAUCAAUUCCUUAAGUAUGCUGAUUCUGCUGAAGCCAAAGAUAUCGAAGCAGCUCUAUCUGGCAGCGUAGAGUUAAUAAGCACCUCUGCUCCAAAAGAAGUUAGUCAAGAUUGAGUCGUUCUGUUUGAGGAUCCUGCAUUAAAAUAGCUUGCAUCGCUUGUAAAGCCUUGAGCUUUUAAUCAAGUGAGGAACACCAAGAGUUUGGUGAUCCUGUGAACUUGAUAUAGGAGAAGGCACAUGAAAGGUCUUGUAAAAAGAAGGAUGCAAGAGGAGGACGAGUGUCGUUCCAAGUUUGAAAGUUUUCCUUUUUGUAUAAAGUGUUUGAGAUGAGUAUCUAUAAUAAAAGGGUCCUUAGU
Molecule: messenger RNA, 2363 nt
Organism: Solanum stenotomum
Lineage: Eukaryota; Viridiplantae; Streptophyta; Magnoliopsida; Solanales; Solanaceae
Product: S-type anion channel SLAH2-like
Exons: 5
Coding region: 283-2121 (612 amino acids)
Biological process (GO): transmembrane transport; intracellular monoatomic ion homeostasis
Cellular component (GO): membrane
Molecular function (GO): voltage-gated monoatomic anion channel activity
Source: RefSeq, a predicted model, not a curated record